GUGUGUACCGAGCAGAAAAAAAGAGGAAUGGCAGCGCGCGGAUGCGUUUUUUUUUUAACGUGCGUUUCUGCGCGCGCGCAUGACUUUCCCCGUAGCUAAAGCCGUAGCGGCUCUCUCUCAGUGUGCAUGUCGAGCUUCAGCCGAAGCUGAAGCACCCGGCCAGAGCGGCACAAAGAUGCGGUGCAUCACUUAACUUCUAGCUCAUACCAUGGUUUGAACACCUUCAAGGUUAUUUUUCAGCUAGUCUCAAAAUGACGACACUGAUCUCGAGGUGAGAAGCGCCGUUUGCCUGUACCGAGGAGAGAGUGCGCACUGCUUUCUUGCAUUUUUUUUUUUUUUUUUAAUCCAAAGGGAAAUAAGCCAAGAUACAUUUCUUGUUGUUGUUGCUGCAAUACUAUAGUUUUUCGACAGUUUUUUUCUUUUCUUUUUACGGAGCAAUGACGACGGGACAGGAUGAAAGUUCAGUCCGCGUGGCACUGAGGAUCCGUCCUCAGCUGCCCAGGGAGAAGAUCGAGGGAUGCCACAUCUGUACAUACGUGAUGCCUGGAGAGCCUCAGGUCAUCCUGGGGAAGGACAAGGCCUUCACGUACGACUUUAUGUUCGACAUGGACUCCCAGCAGGAUGCCAUCUACUCCACCUGCACUGAGAAGCUGAUCGAGGGCUGCUUCGAGGGCUACAACGCCACCGUGUUUGCAUACGGACAGGCAAGCCUUUGUGUUCCAGCCCGCUGCAGCUGCAGCACCGACGACGCUUUUAGCCUCGCUGGUGGAACAUAUUUCUGUCUGAGCUCAUCUCUUUGUGAGGAAAAUGAGAAGAGGUUGCUGGGGAAUCUGUAAAAGAGAAUAUGUUUGACAUUUUAAGCAGAAAAACUGGAAAUUUACAUUUUAGUUUCUGACUGGAUAGCAAUAGUUUUACAAGGAAUGUAAGUUUGGAACAUAAAAUUCAGAUUGUGAGAUUAUUAUACACAAUUGGUGACACUGAUUAUCUCUUUAGUUUUAAGGUGUCACUAUGGAAACCAGUAGGUUCAAAUGUGAGGGAGUUCAAGCUUAUUUUGGAGUUAAGUUGAUUUGUUUGUGCUGCACAUACAGGUAUAUUAAAAAAUUUGAAUAUUGUGUAAAAAAAAUGUCUCAUUUCAG
Molecule: messenger RNA, 1136 nt
Organism: Poecilia latipinna (sailfin molly)
Lineage: Eukaryota; Metazoa; Chordata; Actinopteri; Cyprinodontiformes; Poeciliidae
Product: kinesin-like protein KIF21A
Exons: 2
Coding region: 438-836 (132 amino acids)
Biological process (GO): spindle elongation; mitotic spindle organization; microtubule-based movement
Cellular component (GO): microtubule associated complex
Molecular function (GO): ATP binding; microtubule motor activity; microtubule binding
Source: RefSeq, a predicted model, not a curated record